Pygocentrus nattereri (red-bellied piranha) is the source of this 4332-nucleotide messenger RNA. RefSeq names its product ankyrin repeat domain-containing protein SOWAHC-like. The record is from RefSeq and is a predicted model, not a curated record. Lineage: Eukaryota; Metazoa; Chordata; Actinopteri; Characiformes; Serrasalmidae. The transcript has a single exon. Bases 474 to 2276 code for a protein of 600 amino acids. Gene Ontology annotation, molecular function: protein binding.
ACAAAAAAUAAACGGUGCUUUGCAACUAACAACACCCUUAAAUCGCGUUUAGUUGUGGGAUAUAUCUACACAGCGUAAGUGCUACCCCUCUUAUCUGAAGUGGUACGUCCGAGAAACUGAGAGCAUUUUGGCUCUAACUGAGCUGCCGUUACAUUCAAAGUCUGGCGACGGUUAGAUCCGAAAUGGCGGGCAGAAGGCGGCAGUUUCAGUGAGGCGUUGCAGACGCUGGCUAUAAUGUGGUGCUCCGCUUGCUGGUGAUAGUGAAUACUACCAGUGUCCUAACGGGAUGAACGGACAGGCUGUGGAAAUAAUAGACCACCUAAAGACGGGGCUGGCGUCGAGUCGAGCCGUGGACAUCUUUUUAAAAAAACGAGCAGCUUUCUGGUGGGUACCUGAUGUAGGUAUGAAAAACGGCUGUGGUGGUCGAUGACGCGUGAUCCAGCUACAAGGCGUCCAGAUUAAGGUUAAAUCCGAUGGCGAGCGAAUGCACCCAAGAAACGGUUUUGCGUUUUCUAAGCGAGAGAGGAGGGAGAGUGAAAAACGCCGAUCUGAUAGAGCAUUUUCGCUCAGCCAUCCCCACCGAGCCAGGCAAGAAAGCAGCGGCCAGGGAGGCUUUUAAGGGGUACGUGGACAGCGUGGCUGUGGUGAAAGUGGACAACGGGGAGAAAUAUGUUUGCCUGAAGAAGAAGUUCAGGGGAUGGAGGGGUGAAGGGACCCGAGAUGGCCGUGAGCAGGACGGCGGCGCCGUUAAACGUGCCACGGGAACUGUCCCGUCAGAAAGGAGCGAGGACGAAGAUGCAAAACAAAAAAUUGCACCUGGCUCAGGUUGCGGAACUGCUGCCGCCCCGGGCGUGUCGGGAAGCGCCUCGACUUCACCGGCAACAGGAGCGGAGCCGCAUGGAGCGGAGAUGGGGAAUUGGCUCACAAAAAAGCAGUCCGAUCAAGAUGGAGGAGCCAGAAAGCUGGAGGAUAUACCAGAAGUCACGGUAGCAGAGGUGUCCCCUGAACAUGUGACUGGCAGGACUGGAGGAGUGAGCAAGAGUAGGUCUGAUCAGACUGUCCCUGAUGGUUUGGAAGGUGGAUCAGACCUAGUAGAGUUGGACAGUAGAUCAGAUCAGAUUGUCCCCCUGGUGGGAACAUCUGAUCACAGCAUCCAAAAGGGUCUGGAAAAUCCAUCUGAUCAGACCGCCCAGUUGGGUCUAGAAGGUCAGGCGACCCCACUGGAACUGGGGAGUGAGUCUGAUCAGAAGGAGUGCCAGUGGCUUAAACGCAAGCCGUCUGGAGGAUCCCGACGUUGUCACCAGUCUGCAGAUGAGACACACGCUGACUUGGUGCCAGGCAGCGACAUCAACACCCCGAAAGGCAGCCGGAAAAGCUUCCUCAAGCACAUGAUGCACAGCUCGCCGCAGGUCCGGCGCAGCAUGGCGCUGAGGAGCUCUGUGCACUUGUCCACCAGGUGCAAGGACUCUUCCGCAAGGAGCGAUGGUGAUGCUGCCUCGCUGCACUCCUCUGGUAUGGCAGACUAUGAGAACGCCACGGUUGCGCUGGAGCCUCUGGAGCACGAGUGGAUGAUGUGUGCGAGCGACGGCGAGUGGGAGAGCCUGAGACGGCUGCUGGCCGCUGAGCCGGGCCUUGUGUGCAAGAAGGACUUCGUGACGGGUUUCACGUGCCUCCACUGGGCCGCCAAGUUGGGUAAAGCAGAGCUGCUGGUGCUCCUUGUGAGCUUUGCCACACAGCAUGAUGUUCUGGUGGAUGUGAACGUGCGCUCUGGUGCCGGCUACACACCACUGCACCUGGCAGCAAUGCACAACCACAUGGAGGUGGUGAAACUGUUGAUCGGUGCGUACGACGCUGACGUGGAGGUACGAGACUACAGUGGCAAGAAAGCCAGCCAGUACCUGAGGGGCGAGGUGGCACGGGACGUCCUGGACAUAGUCGGUGCAGGCACAGAGGUUGAUGGCCAGAGUACUGAUGGUGGAGAAGGCAGUGGGUGGAGACUGUCCAAGGUUUUCCAGGCCAACCUCAGGCCGCUGAAGCUGCUGCACCACAGCACGAGCGAGGACGACGUGAGCACAGCAGGCGAGAACGCAGGGCUCACCAGGGAAAAAGUGCUGCGAAGGAAGACGUCCCUGCGAGGGCUCAGGCCCAGGCUGAGCAAGAUCCGCACAAGGACGCAAAUCGUGCACAGCACGUCUCUAUCUGGGCACUUCGAGAGCGAGACAAGAGAAACCUCCGGUUCAUUUAAGUCCAGGCCCAAGUCCAAUCUCUUUGGGUGACUGUGGUACGAUCAUCUCGGGUCCAUUGAUUGUAUUGGUCAGAAAAAGCUAAUGUUGCUGACGAUCCUAUGAAAAUCUACCUUAAUUCUCAAAUGCUACCAGUGAAUGAUAGUAAAAUUUAUAUUAUUAUGCAAAUAACAUCAUGCUAAUUGAUGCCUACUACCUUCCAGUCUUUGUUAGCCAUGUGAUCAUGAUUGUUGUUUCUUUAAGGCACGGAUGUCAAACUGGGUUCUUCCAGGCCUCAGCUCUGCAGAGUUUAGUCUUCACCCUCAUUAAACACCGAUUCAGCUCAUCAGCUAAGCAGUAAGGACUUCAUGAGUUGAGUUCAGAAUGUCUGAAGAGGAGAAAUGCCGAUCUGUGCAGAGCUGCGGCCGAGAAGGAACCCAGUUUAACACAUCUGCUUCAAGGCCUGGUUUCCUGGACAUGGAUUAAGCCUAGUUUCAGACUACGCUCUAUUGGUAAUAAUGUUUAACCAUUAAAAAUCAUAUUUAGUCUAUGCUUAGGCUUAAUUUAGGACUGGAAAAUCAUCCCUGAGGAUUGGAGGCUGUGUUCAGAAUGUGCUGAAUGAUUUUAAACCCACCAGCAUCUGAGCUGUGAAGUUUUUUUAGACCGUGCACAUUGCAGUGUGAACAUGGUUCAGGUCUGUAUGAUGUCAUUACUUUUAUGCUGUUUUUUUUAGAUUUACUAUAGCACUAGCUGAACAUCACAGUUCAAAACUCAAAUGAAAUUUGAAUAUGAAUCUAUUCAGAGUAAUAUUCACAUUUUAUAUACACUUUUAAUAUAAACUUAGUCACCUUUAGUACUGAAAUACUGGAAAUACCUUUACAUACAAAUAAGGCCAAAUUGAGAGCUUUCGAUUUUCACAGAUUAAAGGUGAGUAAAAUUUAUUUUUCAAAACUUCUGCAUCAUUUAAUGGUUUAGAUGUAAACAGUGGUGAUGAUGGUAACCAGGGGUUGUGAUGUCUACCAUUCAUUCACUAUCCAAAAUGACCACCUGUAUCUACAUGCAUGUGUGUUAAUAUGUAAAGUUAAUGAUAAAUCAAGGUGGGAACUAUUGUUCCUCACAACACCCUGCAUGUACAUCACCACCAUGAAUGGAUAAAUAAAUAUGUUUUAGGCCAAAACGUUAUCUCAAAACUUUAAACAAUGUUUCUGUCAUUGUUUAGAGGCAUUGAACUCCUCAGACGUUUGGUUCCUAUCACCACCAUUGUGAACACAUUGUGACUCUAUGAACAGAGCCUUUCACAUCAAACCGCACUGAGCGACUGUUUACAUCUUGUAAAUCUUGCAGAAAUUUUGAGAAGUCAGCAGAAUUCCUUGUUGAGUCUAUUGACUCUUCUCUGAAAGUGUUUUUCAGCUUUAGACUUGGCUUUCGUAGCACACCUUUGGCACUGUGCUGUGCUCCUGCUGCCAGGAGUCUGACACUCAUGCUAAGACGUAAUCUGAGGGUGGACACAGGCCCAUAUCGUCCUGCGCUGUGUAGGAAAGCUGCUGGCCGGUCCACCCUUCGUACUGCAGUGUAUGUCAAAUACGGAGGUUUAAACGUUACCAUGUUGUGUUGUAUUUGGAAAACUGUCACUAGUUCACUUAUUUUUACUAUCACUAUGGUAACACAAAAGUUUUUGAGACAGUUCUUUAUAUUCUCUGUUGGUUCAUUUUUCUUUGCACUUUUCAGACAGAGCACUAAUAAUAACUAACACCUUUUUAAUUGUAGUUAUGUUGGACUCUACUGCACUAGUUUAGUUUAGUUAUGUAUUUAGUUAAUUUUUAAUUUAGUUUAUGUAUUGCCGCAUUGCUAAAUGCCGACUGGCAUGUCUGUAGAUGUUGGCUGUGACUGUCAUUGCGGUUGCACAUCAACAGACUUCAGCUUCCUACAUCUCAGCACAAGCACUCUUAACCUUCUCAGCCUGGUGCUUCGGACUAAUGGGUUUUUAAGGAUGGAAUAACAGGGCAAACAUCUCCUCUCUCUCUGUUCCUUAUCUUCCUUCAUGCUCCUUUUUUCCUUCUCUCUUUGUGUUCUCUGUCUUCUCUCUCUCUCUCUCUCUCUCUCUCUCUCU